UAGGCAGCACUGAUGGACACUGAUGGGCACUGAUAGGCAGCACUGAUGAGCACUGAUAGGUAGCACUGAUGGGCACUGAUGAGCACUGAUGGGUGGCACUGGGUGCACACUGAUGGGUGGCACUGGUGGGUGGCACUACUAGGCACUGAUGGGCACAGGUGGGUGGCACUACUAGGCACUGAUGGGCACAGGUGGGUGGCACUACUAGGCACUGAUGGGCACAGGUGGGUGGCACUAGGCACUGAUGGGCACAGGUGGGUGGCACUACUAGGCACUGAUGGGCACAGGUGGGUGGCAGUACUAGACACUGAUGGGUACAGGUGGGUGGCCCUGCUGGGC
Molecule: messenger RNA, 339 nt
Organism: Staurois parvus
Lineage: Eukaryota; Metazoa; Chordata; Amphibia; Anura; Ranidae
Source: the annotation of a GenBank genome assembly